This is a messenger RNA of Exophiala oligosperma, 3485 nucleotides long. RefSeq lists its product as uncharacterized. Gene Ontology annotation, molecular function: GTP binding; translation elongation factor activity; U5 snRNA binding. The transcript is spliced from 2 exons. Gene Ontology annotation, cellular component: U4/U6 x U5 tri-snRNP complex; U2-type catalytic step 2 spliceosome; cytosol. Lineage: Eukaryota; Fungi; Ascomycota; Eurotiomycetes; Chaetothyriales; Herpotrichiellaceae. Bases 46 to 2994 code for a protein of 982 amino acids. Gene Ontology annotation, biological process: mRNA splicing, via spliceosome. The record is from RefSeq and is a predicted model, not a curated record.
CCCACGACUUUUCCUUGCAACCCACGGAGGCUUCCCCUUGGCAGUAUGGAUGACCUCUACGACGAGUUCGGCAAUUUUAUCGGCGAGGCAGCGUCCGACGAGGAGGGCAUCGAGGCGGGCGACGAUGGCCAGAACUACGUCUACGAUGAGGACUCGGACGCGGAACCACAGACACAAGAAGAUGGGUUGAUGGAGGUGGACGACGAGGCGCCCUCGAACGCCGUCAUAUUACACGAAGACAAGCAAUACUACCCCACGGCGCAGCAGAUCUAUGGCGAAGAUGUCGAGACCAUGGUGCAGGAAGAAGACGCGCAGCCUCUCACCCAGCCGAUCAUCGCGCCCGUCACACAGAAGAAGUUCCAGGUCCAAGAGGCGGAUCUGCCACCCGUGUACUACUCGCGCGAAUUCAUGACCGACCUCCUCAGCUUCCCGGAGGGCAUCAGAAAUAUCGCGGUCGCGGGGCAUCUGCACCACGGCAAGACGGCGUUCGUGGACAUGCUGGUCAUGCAGACCCACCAUCUCCAAGACAGACUCGACAAGAGGAUAGGUCGGAGGCGAGACGAGCAGCUCAGGUACACCGACACUCACUUCCUGGAACGGGAACGAGGCGUGUCGAUCAAGGCCGCGCCCGUUAGUCUGGUCAUGCAAGGCACGAGGGGAAAGUCGCACAUUCUCAACAUCAUCGACACUCCCGGACACGUCAACUUCGUAGACGAAGUCGCGUCGAGCUUGCGGCUCGUGGACGGUGUCGUGUUGGUGGUGGACGUGGUGGAAGGCGUUCAGAUCAACACCGAGCAGGUCAUCAAGCAUGCCGUGCUGGAAGAUUUACCCAUGGUCCUGGUGGUGAACAAGAUGGACCGACUGAUCUUGGAGCUCAAGAUCCCACCGACCGACGCGUAUUUCAAGUUGAAGCACGUGGUUGAAGAGGUCAACACCAUCAUUGAGAACACGAUACCGGGCCGCGGGGAGAGCAAGAGACUGUCGCCGGAGAAAGGCAAUGUUGCUUUCGCCUGCACGUCCAUGGACUGGAUCUUUACCCUACAGUCGUUUGCCAAGAUGUACGCAGAGACGUAUCCCAAAGUUGAUGCCGGCGAGUUCGCGAAGAGAUUGUGGGGAGACAUCUUCUUUAACCCCCAAAGUCGAAAGUUUACCAGGAAGGGAAUUGAAGAAGGGGCGAAGCGAUCCUUUGUCAAUUUCGUCCUCGAACCUAUCUACAAGCUGUAUUCACAUACUAUCAGUGAAAGCCCGGAAGACCUGGCAGCGACUCUGGAUACGUUGGGGAUCAAGCUGAAGCCGUCACAACUCAAGUCGGAUGCUAAAGAUCUGCUGAGACUGGUCUGUGCGCAGUUCUUCGGGCCUGCAGGAGGAUUCGUAGACAUGAUUGUACAGCACGUGCCUUCACCAGUCGAGGGCGCGAAGCGAAUGUUGGACAACUACUACACUGGAAAUCAAGAUGGUACGGUGGGAGAGUCCAUGACAAAGUGUGAUUCGGAUGGUCCACUGGUCGUCCACAUUACGAAACUUUUCAGUUCGCCGGACGCCAAAACAUUCAAUGCUUUUGGCCGCAUCAUGUCCGGCACUGCGUCAUCUGACCAGGCAGUACGCGUUCUCGGCGAAUCCUACAGUCUCGAGGACGAAGAGGACUCCACCAAUGCAACGAUCACGGCCACCUAUCUUGGAUGCUCUAGGUACAACAUACCUGUCUCGGGUGUACCGGCUGGCAAUCUAGUCCUUCUUUCUGGAAUCGACAAUUCGAUUGUCAAAACUGCGACCGUCAUCGCACAGAAGUUUCCAAAUGAUGAGGAUGCUUAUAUCUUCAGACCGAUCCGACAUUUCACGGAAUCCGUUUUCAAGGUCGCCGUGGAACCAGUAAACCCGUCCGAAUUGCCAAAAAUGCUCGAGGGGUUGCGCAAGAUCAAUAAAUCGUACCCUCUCAUCACAACCAAAGUCGAAGAGUCAGGCGAGCACGUUGUUCUUGGGACCGGCGAACUGUACAUGGAUUGUGUCUUGCACGAUCUACGAACGUUGUUCUCUGAGAUGGACAUCAAGGUUUCUGAUCCAGUCACCCGAUUUUGCGAGACGGUCACUGAGACGAGCGCCAUCAUGUGCUACGCGCUGACUCCAAACAAGAAGAAUAAAUUGACCAUGAUUGCCGAGCCACUAGACGACGGUAUCGCCGAGGACAUCGAGGCUGGUGUCGUCAAGAUCCGAGACCCUAUCCGCCGUGUUGCCAAGUUCUUUGAAGAAAAAUACGAAUGGGACAAACUUGCUGCGAGAUCGAUCUGGGCGUUCGGACCCGAAGAAAUGGGGCCCAAUGUGCUCUGUGAUGAUACGCUGCCAUCAACCACCGACAAGAAAUUGCUCAAGUCGGUCCAAGAAAGCAUCAAACAGGGUUUCUCGUGGGGUACGCGUGAAGGACCAUUGUGUGAAGAGCCAAUUCGCAACACCAAGUUCCGGGUCACUGGUGCUGAGCUUGCUGCCGAACCCAUCUAUCGCGGUGGUGGACAAAUUAUUCCCACGGCGCGAAGGGCCGUGUACAGCUCAUUCCUGAUGGCUGGACCUCGACUCAUGGAGCCAAUAUACAGUGUGCACAUGACUGGCCCCGCGGACUCGAUUUCAGGGCUGUAUACGGUCUUGAUGAAGAGACGUGGGCAUGUCGUUUCCGAUGGUCCUGUCGCGGGUACGCCAUUGUACGCAGCGAAAGCACUUCUUCCUGUCAUCGACAGUUUUGGCUUCGAGACGGAUCUGCGUAUUCACAGCCAAGGUGCGGCCAGCGUUUCACUCGUAUUUGACAGAUGGGACGUUGUACCCGGAGAUCCUCUAGACAAAAGCAUUCGCAUUCGACCCUUGGAAAUGGCCGGACCUCAACAGGCGGCUCGCGAUUUUGUGCUCAAGACUAGGAGAAGAAAGGGGCUCAGUGAGGAUGUUGAUGUCAAGAGAUUCUUGGAGCCAGAGUUAUUGGCUGGCCUUCGUGAAAGUGGUGUUUUGGACUGAAUGUUUGGGUGAUGAAGAACGAAAUCUAUGCAAUUUUUGAUGAAACGAGGAAGGCGUGGCUCUUGUGUGCCCAAGAGUUUCAGCAAGCACAAAUGGCUGCUAGUUCUCAAGUCUCGUUCACAUGCAGACUGUGAACCUUUGAAAGUGGAAAGCUCAUACUUCAUUUCCAGGUCAUACAAUGACGAGGCAACCCCAUAGUGGCUGUCCAUAAGACGCUCAACCCAUUGCGCCGAAUGCUUCCACAAGAGCCGAAGGCCGCUGACGAUACGCCUUGCUUGUGUCAUACAUACUGGGUUAUGUAGACACUACAGGAGUCAUAUCCACUACGAGAAUGCCCAAGCGAAAGCGAACUCAGGAACCGAGAAGGAGGAGUGGAGGGCAGGCCGAGACAGAGAGGAAAGUGGCUGAGAAGAGAUCACAUCGUGGGGUAGAAAAAUAGCGACAAUUUAAGUGAUGUAGAACUAUAGUUGUAUAAAUUUGACAAGUUGGGC